AUGUUCUGUCGACAGAAAACCUUGCUGUUCACCCUGGCAUCGGUCACCAUCUUGUCCAUGUGUCCUGGUGAUUGUCUCGGUGACGCUCCCUGCUGCUGUCCAACCUUCUGGACUGCAUACAACGGUAGCUGUUACAGAUUGUUCAGUUACAGUAUGAAUUGGCAUGAAGCCAAGGCACAUUGUAACCAAUUCUCCAGACCGUCUCUUGGCGUUGGGGACAGGAAUAGCGUGGCUCAUCUUGUAUCCAUCCAUUCCCUAGAUGAGAAUGAUUUCGUUGUUUCUUACUUCAUAUCUACAGGAAUCAAGGAUCUGGGAGCUGAUGAAUCAAUUGGGCGCUACAUGUGGAUUGGUCUCCAUGAUACUACCAGCGAGGGGAACUUCGAGUGGACAGACCGAUCCUCGUUCACCAUGAAUAUGUGGUCCCCCGGACAGCCAGACAACUAUGGUACGGGGGAAGACUGCGGGGAGAUUACAGGCGUCUACGGCUAUAAGUGGAACGACAGACCGUGUGACGAUGUGGCUAAGUACUUCAUGUGCAAGUUACCAGUUUGGUAA
Molecule: messenger RNA, 555 nt
Organism: Lytechinus pictus (painted urchin)
Lineage: Eukaryota; Metazoa; Echinodermata; Echinoidea; Temnopleuroida; Toxopneustidae
Product: echinoidin-like
Exons: 3
Coding region: 1-555 (184 amino acids)
Molecular function (GO): signaling receptor activity
Source: RefSeq, a predicted model, not a curated record